This is a messenger RNA of Parasteatoda tepidariorum (common house spider), 2197 nucleotides long. RefSeq lists its product as uncharacterized. Lineage: Eukaryota; Metazoa; Arthropoda; Arachnida; Araneae; Theridiidae. Gene Ontology annotation, molecular function: protein binding. The record is from RefSeq and is a predicted model, not a curated record.
AUUUUCAAAUAAUGGGCUUAGACACUUCAAAAGACAUUAAUCCCAAUGCUGCAAGAGGCUACAUACUCGAAAAGUUCACCAGACACAAAGGUGGUGUCAAUUGUAUGAUAAUGCAAAAGGACAAGUACCUCAUGGCGACAGGUGGUGAGGACAAGUGUGUUGUCCUAUGGCGCAUAAAUACGACGCCUACUCAAAGUAAAGCUACCAUGAAAGGACACACGGACUACAUUUCAUGUUUAGCAUUCCACAAUAAGUACAUUUUAUCUGGUUCCAAUGACUACACUGUCAGAAAGUGGUGCAUGUCAUCAUACGACUGUCUCUACGUAUACGAAGGUCAUAAGGAAAGAGUGAAUAGACUCGUAGUUGCUGGAGAUUUCAUGUUCUCAUCCUCUAUUGACCAUACUGUGAAGGCAUGGACAUUGAACACUCAUCAGUACUCUGCUGUGAACGACACUUGUUUGAAAACGUUCGAAGGUCAUUCUAAAGCCGUAUAUCCUCUAGUUUUCAUUCCUGAUGACAAUAAUCCAUUAGAUGGAAAAACAAUUCUUGAGAGAGAUAUUUUAAUAUCGGGUUCCUCCGAUAAAACAAUUCGGAUAUGGUCGUUUCACAUUGGAAAAUCAUUGCAUGUUCUGAAAGGUCACAAGGGAACAGUCAACACACUGGUUGUAGAUCCAGAAGGAAAACUUUUGUUCAGUGGCGGGGGCGAAGGUACCAUCAUCUGUUGGAAUAUUUCAACAGGAGAUUGCGUACGGCAAAUGACUGGACAUGAGAGUGCAGUAUUAAGCAUGAUAGGUCAUAACAAAAUGCUAUAUUCUUGUAGCACAGAUAAAACAGCUCGUGCUUGGAUUAUGGAAUUUGGGGAGUGCAUCAAGAUAUACAGGGAUCACACUCAUAGCGUAACCUGCAUAAAAUAUUUAGACGGUUACAUAUACACUGGGUGUGCGGACACUUAUAGCAGGAUGUUCAAAGCAAAAACUGGAGAAUGUAAACGGGUAUUUAAAGGACACACAAAAGCAGUCGUUCAAGUUGAGGUUGUAUACGAUAAACUUUAUACAGUGUCAGUGGAUGGAACUCUGAGGGUAUGGGACACUACUGGAAUUUUGGAUGAAGAUAUAUCCUCAGAUGAAGUUGCCCUUGAAAUUCCACCAUCUCCAUGAUAGCAUAAAUUGCAUUAAAUUGAGGGUGUUCUGUCGUAACCGCCCUUGAUAUAUAUUUUUAGACUCGUUGCCAAAAAAGAAUGCAAGGAAUUGCGCACAUUAGUUGGUGCAAAUCAAAAUUUAAACGAGGAAUUAAGAACGACUGAACAAAGAAAAGACUGGAAAUAUCAAAACCAAGUUACCAAGAGUGGUGAUUGCAGAACACCUUGUAUAAUGUUUUUUUUUUCCGAAGAAAGAAAGACUUUUAUUUUUCCAUACGUGUGAUGGCCUAAGUGACCUGAAAAUAAAGGACACAAACAAAGUUAUUGUUUUCGUUUAAAUGAAAAUGAAAAAGAACUGUUAUAAACAUUGAGAAGGGUUAUUAGAGACACAAAUUUAUUUGUUGAUAAAUUAGGUAACUUCAUUUUGAAUGAAAAAAUUAUAUGAAAAAUAUUGGUAAAAUUAGUGAUUUUUUUUUUUUAAUAUUACUAUAUUUUUCACUAACAUUUUGUUAGUACAAUUUCGUAAAACUAACCAAAAUAUUAAAUAAAUAGUGAUUGAAUAUAGGUCAAAAACCAACACAAUUUAAAAUUCGUAUUAAUAAAAGUCGAUAUAAAUCAAAAAUCGUAUUUAAAAAAUGUCCUAGCUCUCGAAACCCCUGUAACCCUUACACGGAACCCUAAGUUUCAGCGGAACACUUUUUGAGAACCGCUGCCCUAUGCAGUUGCGAGUUACUUCAAAUGCAGCCGAUGCAUUAAUACAAUGAGUGCUAAUAUUUUUUAUUUGGAAAGAUUUUGCGAAUUGAUUUUCUCACCUCAUCAAAGAGUGGUAAAAUAAAAGUCUUUAUUUCUAAAAAGUGUUAAACGUGCAAUAGUUUUUGUUAUACCACAUCAUUUCUUGAGAAAAGCCAUUUUGAUUCAAAUUUUUUCCGUUUUACAUGUAAAUGAAAACAAGUAAAAUGAUGCAUUUUAGUACAAUAUAUAAAUAUGUAUAUAUGUUUUCUUUUUCAAGGGUGUGUAAAUAGAUGUUCUGUGAAUAAAUAAUAAAAUAGACCAAAUGCA